Messenger RNA from Pteropus alecto (black flying fox), 3220 nucleotides. RefSeq names its product tripartite motif containing 4 (gene TRIM4). The record is from RefSeq and is a predicted model, not a curated record. The transcript is spliced from 8 exons. NCBI's taxonomy places the organism in Eukaryota, Metazoa, Chordata, Mammalia, Chiroptera, Pteropodidae. Gene Ontology annotation, molecular function: protein binding; zinc ion binding. Bases 72 to 1856 code for a protein of 594 amino acids.
UUCCUCUCUAGGCUUCCGGGUGCGGUUUCCGCAUCUCUGUUGUUGGCCCGAGGAGCAGCCGGGGUCCUGUCAUGCCCCGCGGCCAGGCCCGGGGUGGCGCGCGCGGAAACCCUACGGCUCCUGUGCUCGCGCACUGCGGCCCAGCCACGCCGGCGCGGGGAAGGGCUGCUGCCCGGCGGGCACGCACCGGGACCGAAACCCCAGCCCUACCCUCUCCCCUGCCGCAGGAGGCGGCCGCUGCGAGUCCGAAGGCCGCGGGCCUCCCAGGCCCACCCUCAGCCUGCAGGCCGCUCCCGCGCCUCGCGUCAGACCCGAUUUGGGCUCUGGGGAAGAGAAACGUCAUGGAAGCCGAAGAUCUCCAGGAGGAGUUGACCUGCCCCAUCUGUCUGGACUAUUUCAAGGACCCAGUGUCCAUCGAGUGCGGUCACAACUUCUGCCGCGGCUGCCUGAAACAGAAUUGGGCACUGGGCGGUGGCUCGUUCCCCUGUCCCGAGUGCCGGCAGCUGUCGUCUUCCGCCUCACUGCGACCCAACUGGGCCUUGGCCCGGCUCGUGGAGAAGACGCGGCGGGGGCGCCAGGGCCCAGUGUCCUCCAGCCUGUGCUGUCGCCACGGGGAGCCACUGCGGCUCUUCUGCGAGGACGACCAGCGGCCCGUGUGUUUGGUGUGUAGGGAGUCCCAGGAGCACCAGGCCCACACUUUGGCGCCCAUCGAUGAGGCCUUCGAGAGCUACCGGACUGGAGAAAGUUCCCUCUGGCACCUGUGUAGAUGGAGAAGAUCAGUUAGACUGCAGUUGCACCAUUUCAAGCAGGAGAUAAUAAGGGAUAAACUUCUUGCGACUCAGUGCAGUCUGACAGCCAAGAUGAAGAAUGCCAUGCAUUUACAGGACAUGGAAAAGAAGAAUGCAACAGAGUGGAAGAACAAGAUGAAGAUUCAGCAAUUGAGAUUAAGUGCAGAGUUUGCAAAGCUGCACCACUUUCUGGCUGAAGAAGAGCAACUGUUUCUUGAGAGACUGAGAGAAGAAGAAGAAGAGACAAAGAAGAAAUGGGAUGAGAAUACAUUAAGGCUCAAUCAGAUAAUCACUUCCUUGAAGGAGCUCAUCUUAGAAGUCAAGGAGAAGAACCAGAGCUCCAUCCUGGAGUUGCUUCAGGAUCCAAAAGAUCUGUUGACCAGGAGUGAGGACCAGAAUAUGGACUAUACCCUUGAAGUUCUAAAGGUGAAUACCGUGUGCCGUAUACCGUUGAUGAAGGAAAUGCUGAAGCUAUUCCAAGUGGUUGUCAGUCCAGCUAUAGACACAGCUCAUCCCAAACUUAUCUUCUCCCAGGAAGGGAGGUACGUGAAAAAUGGAGCAUCAGCCAGUUCUUGGCCGUUAUUUUCUACAGCGUGGAACUACUUUACUGGAUGGAAGAAUCCUCAGCAGAACACUCAUGUUUUGGAGAAAUUUCAGCACUUACCCUGUGUUUUAGGAAAAAACGUUUUCACUUCAGGGAAACAUUACUGGGAAGUUGAGAGCCGAGAUAGCCUGGAGAUUGCGGUGGGGGUGUGUCGAGAAGACAUCAUGGGGAUUGCUAGUAGUUCAGAAAUGUGCCCCAAUGAGGGCAUCUGGGCUAUUUGUUGGAGUUCUGCUGGCUAUCGGCCCCUAACAGGCUCUUCCGUAAGUUCUAUCAGGCAAGAGCCAGCUCUUCACCGGGUGGGAGUUUUCCUAGAUCAUGGGGCUGGGGAUAUCUCAUUCUACAGUGCUGUGGAUGGAGUGCACCUGCACACUUUUUCUUGUCCUUUAGUCUCACGUCUCCGGCCAUUUUUUUGGUUGAGCCCAUUAGCAUCUUUAGUCAUCCCACCAGUGACUGGUGGGAAAUGAGCUGUUCUUUCCCUGACCAAGAAUACCUCCCUGUAUCUCAGUCUGGGGACAUCCAUCCCUUGGCCCUCUUCUUUCACUUCAUGGAUAUUGAUCCUUGAUAGUACAGCAGUUCUAUCCAUUCAUUUUUAAUUCAUGUUUUGUUCAGCUCCCUGUAUGUCCUGUGCAUAGACAGAUAUGGCAGACACUGUUGGUUGCCUUUCUAGUAGCCACUUAUUCCACCUCUCUCCUCUUCUGGUGUGCACCCACCAUGUACUUCAGGAGGAGCAGUCCCAUGUGAGGUAAUUCUGGCCAGUGAGAUAGGAUGGGAAAUUUUCCAAGGUGAGGAAACUUUCUGGGGAAAGUUUCUGUAGCUGCUAAAACAAUGUUUGAGAAGACACAUCCCCUCUUCUGAUGUUAGCAGCUGUAUUGGAACUGAGGAGAGUCAGUAACAGUGAGAAGGAAGAAGAAACAUGAUCUUUGUUGGCAUUGUCAAACUUGGAAUUUCCAAAGUCUCAACCUUGUUAUAUUGAGAUUAUUGCUCCAUUAUUAUAAAAGGCAGUUUCAGUUGCAUUUUGGUUACUUGCAGUCCGAAGUAUCCUAACUGGUACUCUAGGCACAUAGCAUGGAUAGCUCACAGUUUUGGCUUAUUUCAUUUUUUCUGAAACUCAACAGAUUCAUAGAAUCCCUUUCUACUCAGUCAUGUAAUUCCUCUUUCCAGUAAGUACUGAUAUCCCUUGGUUUUCUGGAUCAGAAAAUUGAGGCAGUGUUCCCGUACUUUGCCCAUGCUGUUACUUCUCUUCAUCUGACCGUGUCUCAGCCUCAAGCAUUUGUUAUGCUAUCCAUUUCUCAAAUUCAUAUAUUGUAUAUGCAAAUUUAUUAAUGUCAUAUUGAAAAUGUUAAAAAACCAAGUAUUUACACUGUGCUGGUCUUUUUACAUAAUGUUCUCCUAUGACUCUUCUAAAAGCUCAGUGAGAUGGAAAUUAAAAUCCUAUUUUUUCAAAUGAGAAAACAAACUUUUAGAAUAACUCACUCAGUGUUGCUUAGCUGGCAGUGGAAGUGUUGGGAUUAAUCCAGAUCUGUCUGAGAUGAAAGCCUACAUGCUUUCCUUCUCUACAUUUACUUGUAAGCGUUUAUUGAAUGCAGAUUGUGGUUCAGCAUCAUCUUUGUUUCUUAUUUUCUCAUGUAUUUUUAUCUGGUAUGUGUGUUUUUCUCACUUUACCUUUCUGCCCUAGAUUGUACACACUCUGAGGAUUGUGAAAGUUACUGGAUAGUUAUUUUUUAAAUAAUGAUCGUUUCUCUCGUUUAAAGUUGUGUACUUAUUGUAGAAAACUUGGAAUAUAUGAAAAAUGUAAAGAAAAUUAAAGUCACCAGUGAUUCCACCAUUA